AUGCCAUUCGUCUACGAUCAUAUAGUCACAUCAUAUAAACGCCAUGCAACUCAAAUAAGUUUUAGUUUCAACGACCAAGAAGCUAAAGUUGAUGACUAUUUUAUAUCGGUGGUUUGCGAAGAUGUGGAAGCAUUUGUGAGAAACCAGAUAAACCAAUUGACUCACCUUUCAUUAAAUACUUUGGAAACCGACGGAGAUCAGAUGAUGUUAGAGACAAACAUCAACAGAAUAUGUCGAUGUUUGAAGAACUCAUUGCAAUCGAGAACUGAAAAGUUGAAAGUGGAACAUUUCAAUCUGUCAGUUCUUGAAAUAAGUCAAGUUGUAUCAGCAGUUAACCUACUUCACCGUGAUAUUCUACGGUCGGUUAUUGUACAUUUGCCAUUUGAAGAUCAGGUAUUCCCAGCUGAUGACUUUAUACCUCUAAUAGAAGGGCAGGGACGGCAGAGGUUGGAUCUGACAAUCAUGUUACAUAAGUUCUCAUUGGAAGUGUUAGAGGAAGUGAGAACGCUUCUUACCUACACUUCCCAACUCAACUCUAUCACUGUCAACUAUACAAUCAUUGAUGAGAAAUGCAUUGAAUUAAUUGCUGAAACAGAACAUUCACCAGAGAAGAAGACUGUCAAGUUUUCAAUAGAUCACGCUGAUGAUCCAAUUGAAGAAAUGACUAUGCUCAAUCUAUCAGACAACAAAUGCCAUUUGAAUAUCUUCGAGAUUCCUUCGAUAAUGAAGUCAAUUGCAUCAAAUUUAGAAUGUCCUCAAAUCCAAUCACUUCGAAAAGUGUCUAGAGGUAUCCGUCAGAGUGUCGAUUAUGUCAAGCCAGAUCCUCAUAUUCAUCGUUAUGUAUUUUGGCUCAAAAAUUAUUUGAGAGUUGACAUUGAACAAAUGAUGAAUGGACCAAUUGCGACACGCUACAAGGGAUCUCUGGAACAAAAAGCAGUUCGAGUUGUAAAUGAUUUCGAUUUGAAUACAAGACAUCAAAAAAGUUGCAUGAAUUGGCUAUCUAUUGAAAUGGAUGAAGAAACCUGGAAAUUGAAAGAAGAAGAAGACGAUCCAGCUUUGUCCAAGUUUUUCAAACUGCUAAGAGAUGUUUUGAUCUCCAGGACAUCCCCAUUAAAAGUUGAAUAUUUGACGUUGUAUACCCGCUGGCAAUGUUUGAUGAUGGAUAUACUACCGUAUCUCGACGCAGAAUUUUUGGAAAAUAUUCAUAUACAUAGGAUCGAAGGAAUUAAUGAAGAAUGUACCAUUGAUCUAGAUGAAAUUUCAAAAACUGAGCAAUGGAGCAAAGCGAAACGACUGUGGAUGACAGAUUUGACUGUUCGGAUGUCAAUUCAAGACAUGAAUAUUCUGAAUUUUAAAUGGAUUCAGAUUACUGUGGAAACAAUGACGCGGGAGGAUAUUACGUAUUGCAGAAAGAGUCUCCCUCAAUCUUCAGUCUUUUUGGUAGUCAAAAUACGCAUCAAAAAGUGUUCAUCCGAAGACUUUCUUGCAACAUUGGGAGAACCUUACCGAGUCGUCAACGACAUCAAGUAUAUAUGGUAUUUCCGAAUUGAGAAUGAACCAAAAUAUCUUCACGUAAUGCUCGAACAAAUUCCUCUUCAAAAUGAAGGCCGUUUGCAGUUUGCAAAAGUUCCUCAGACUGAAUCUCCAUUCUUUAGAAUUUCAUAA
This is a messenger RNA of Caenorhabditis remanei, 1665 nucleotides long. RefSeq lists its product as uncharacterized. NCBI's taxonomy places the organism in Eukaryota, Metazoa, Nematoda, Chromadorea, Rhabditida, Rhabditidae. The record is from RefSeq and is a predicted model, not a curated record. The coding region runs from base 1 to 1665 and encodes 554 amino acids. The transcript has 6 exons. Gene Ontology annotation, biological process: innate immune response.